Molecule: messenger RNA, 510 nt
Organism: Lasiodiplodia theobromae
Lineage: Eukaryota; Fungi; Ascomycota; Dothideomycetes; Botryosphaeriales; Botryosphaeriaceae
Product: Translationally-controlled tumor protein
Exons: 5
Coding region: 1-510 (169 amino acids)
Cellular component (GO): cytoplasm
Molecular function (GO): calcium ion binding
Source: RefSeq, a predicted model, not a curated record
AUGAUCAUUUACAAGGACCUCAUCACCGAUGACGAGCUCAUCUCCGACUCCUACGAUCUGAAGGAGGUCGACGGCACCGUCUACGAGGCCGACUGCAAGAAGAUCACCAUCGGCAACGACAACAUCGAUAUCGGUGCCAACCCCUCUGCUGAGGAGGGUGGUGAUGAUGUUGAGGACUCGGCCCAGACCGUCCUCGACGUCGUCCACUCUUUCCGUCUCAACGAGACCUCCUUCGACAAGAAGUCCUACCUCACCUACCUGAAGGGCUACAUGAAGAAGGUCAAGGAGGGCCUCAAGAACAAGGGCGCCAGCGACGAGGAGGUUAAGGACUUCGAGACCAAGGCCUCUGGCUACGCCAAGAAGAUCAUCGCCAACUUCAAGGACUACGAGUUCUUCAUUGGCGAGUCCAUGGACCCCGAUGGAAUGGUCGUCCUCCUCAACUACCGCGAGGACGGUGUCACCCCCUACGUGACCAUCUGGAAGCACGGUCUCACCGAGAUGAAGGUGUAA